Molecule: messenger RNA, 924 nt
Organism: Aethina tumida (small hive beetle)
Lineage: Eukaryota; Metazoa; Arthropoda; Insecta; Coleoptera; Nitidulidae
Gene: Gos28
Product: Golgi SNAP receptor complex member 1
Exons: 4
Coding region: 130-810 (226 amino acids)
Biological process (GO): endoplasmic reticulum to Golgi vesicle-mediated transport; vesicle fusion
Cellular component (GO): Golgi medial cisterna; cis-Golgi network; Golgi membrane
Molecular function (GO): SNAP receptor activity
Source: RefSeq, a predicted model, not a curated record
UAAGUUAUUAUGCAAACAACUCAAUUUUAACUGACAAUAAUCUGAAAAUUCAAUUGGGUUGUAUCCACAGUUGCCUAGCAGUGCAAGUGUCAAACCAGGUUAUGUUAUGAUGACAAGUUGUCAACAAAAAUGGCAACUGCACUUUCCUACGAAGAUCUGCGCAAACAGGCGCGUCAUUUGGAGAACGAAAUUGACCUGAAACUGGUCGCGUUCAGCAAACUGGGUGCGGGGAUAAAGGCCCCACAUCACAGCCAUGGUGACACAGUACCCCUGUUAUCGGGCGAGGACACCUUCGACGCGAUGUCCGUGGAAAUUGAACAGUUACUGGCUAAAUUGUCUCAGGUGAAUGAGAGGCUGUCAGAGCAACCUGUGUCCGGGGCGGCGAUGCUGCACACCCUACAAAGGCACAAGGACAUAUUGGCGGACUUAUCCAGGGAUUUUCACAAGACCAACUCGCAGCACGAGCACCGCAAAGAUCGCGAGGAACUGUUGAGGGGCAACGAUAGUUUUCGAACUGACGGCGUCAACAAUCGUCGAGAUAUUUAUCUCAAAGAGAACCAACACAUACACAAUUCUGAUCGGCUAAUAAAUGAGCAGAUAUCAAUAGCAAUGGAGACAAGGGAGCACUUGACUUCACAGAGACAGACUUUGAAGAGAUUGCAGACUCGUUUCAACGAUAUUUCCAAUAGAUAUCCGGUGAUCAACAGCCUGAUUCAAAGAAUAAAUCUUAGAAAACGACGUGAUUCCAUUAUACUUGGUUUAAUUGUAUCAGCUUGUACAAUUCUCAUGCUUAUUUAUGCUUUUAGUUAAAUAAAAUGAAACAAUGUGAUAUAAAUGUAUGUAAUUAUUGAAACGGUUUUUAUAUAGGUGUUAUUUCGGAUGUACUAAUCAAAAAUAGUUUACGUAAUAAAUUCAUAUUUUACU